Messenger RNA from Mangifera indica (mango), 1691 nucleotides. RefSeq names its product phenylalanine--tRNA ligase, chloroplastic/mitochondrial. The transcript is spliced from 10 exons. Gene Ontology annotation, cellular component: mitochondrion; cytoplasm. Gene Ontology annotation, molecular function: phenylalanine-tRNA ligase activity; ATP binding; tRNA binding. NCBI's taxonomy places the organism in Eukaryota, Viridiplantae, Streptophyta, Magnoliopsida, Sapindales, Anacardiaceae. Gene Ontology annotation, biological process: phenylalanyl-tRNA aminoacylation. Bases 220 to 1494 code for a protein of 424 amino acids. The record is from RefSeq and is a predicted model, not a curated record.
AAUUCCCAAGCACAAACACCAAUCUACAAAAACCUCUCACUGCCGCAAAACACACACGAGCGCGCACGCCCCACCACGACCACCACGACGCUUUUCCGUCUGAUUCUUUCAUCUUCACUUAUCGUUUUUCGAUUUGAAAAAGAAUUAGAACAAGUGAAAGCUUGAUAACUCAUUUCUAUUGCACCGAAAAGUUGAAUACUUCCAUAAAGUUUAAGAAAAAUGGUUAUGCCCAUUUCACACUCCUUUUUCUUCGCUAGAGCCUCGCUUGUUCACUAUAGCUGUGGCUUGAAAAGCUUCGCUUCUUGGAUACAUGUAUCUUCUGUUUCAACUCUUGCUACUAAAAAGAAGUUCACACAGCCGGUGGCUUCGUUGCUGGAGUUUGGCGGAGUCAAGAUGGCUAAAGACGAUGUGGUGAGGGAUGAUCCAACGAACAAUGUUCCGGAUUCGAUAUUUUCGAAAUUGGGGAUGCAACUUCAUAAGAGGAAUCAACACCCGCUUGGGAUUUUGAAGAAUGCUAUAUAUGACUAUUUUGAUACCAAUUAUCCGAAUAAGUUUGAUAAAUUUGAUGAUUUGUGCCCAAUUGUUUCUGUGAAACAGAAUUUUGAUGAUGUCCUGGUUCCUGCUGAUCAUGUAAGUAGGAGUUAUAAUGAUACUUACUAUAUUGACCCCCAAACUGUUUUGCGAUGCCAUACUAGUGCCCAUCAAGCUGAGAUUCUGAGUGGGGGACAUAAUCAUUUUCUUGUAACUGGAGAUGUUUAUCGUAGAGAUUCUAUUGAUUCAACACAUUACCCUGUAUUUCAUCAGAUGGAGGGUGUUCGAGUUUUUUCACCAGAGGAUUGGGAGGGUUCUGGUCUUGAUGGCACAGCUUAUGCUGCGGAAGAUCUGGAAAAAUGUUUGGAGGGUUUGGCACGCCAUUUAUUUGGUUCUGUGGAAAUACGAUGGAUUGAUGCAUAUUUUCCAUUUACCAAUCCAUCAUAUGAACUAGAGAUAUACUUUAAGGAAAAGUGGAUGGAGGUUUUGGGCUGUGGGGUUACUGAGCAAGAAAUUUUGAAGAGAGCUGGAAGAUCAAAUAAUGUUGCUUGGGCUUUUGGACUUGGUUUGGAGAGGCUAGCAAUGGUUUUAUUUGACAUACCAGAUAUCCGGCUUUUCUGGUCGACUGAUGAGCGAUUUUCCUCCCAGUUUUCCCAGGGUCAACUCGGGGUCAAAUUCAAGCCAUUCUCAAAGUUUCCUCCUUGCUACAAAGACAUGAGUUUCUGGAUCAAUGAAUCCUUCACUGAAAACAAUUUAUGUGAGGUUGUAAGAGGAGUUGCAGGGGAUCUUGUUGAGGAGGUACAAUUGAUAGACAAUUUUACCAACAAGGAAGGAAUGACUAGCCAUUGUUAUAGAAUCGCGUACAGGUCAAUGGAGCGAUCACUUACAGAUGAGGAAAUUAAUGAGUUGCAAUGGAAUGUGAGGGACCAGGUGGAGAAGAAGUUAAAUGUUGUUCUAAGAUGAGAGUUUCAGGCCGGGUGCUACCGUCCGUAUGCAGGAUUCUAAAUUAAGUGAUUUUAGUCUUUAAUUUGUACACUAGAUUUUGAUUGUAAGUUAAACUGUGCCAAAAACCUGAGAGCCUGGAUGUUACACCCACAAACAAAAAUAUGUAACUCAUGUUUGAAAUUAUAUUUUUUGAGAUAACGGGGGAUAUUUAUGUA